GUUUCCGCCGAAGGGGCGGAGCUCUUGUCUGCAGAAAUUUGACAGAGGAAGUGGCCGUCCAGCACAGCGUCCUCUGGACUUUGGUUCGUUCUCUUGUUGACAAACAGCUCCUCCUUCCCCAAAGCACCCUAGAAUAAAGAGAUGCCAUGGCAACAGAGGGGGAGCCGACCGACUUGAUCAAGGUGUUGCACCUGCUGCUGCUCUCCUUCACCUGGGGCAUGCAGGUGUGGGUCUCCUUCAUCGGAGGUUUCGCCCUGGUGAAGCAGGUAACGCUGCACACCUUCGGCUUGGUGCAGAGCAAGCUGUUUCCUGUAUACUUCUACUGCCUGCUGGGGAGUAACUUUGCCAGCCUGGCUGUGUAUGCCGUGUACCACCCCAGAGAGUUGCUGGACUGGCAUGAAAGUGUGCAGAUGGGCAUGUUCUUCGUGGCGCUGAUCGUGGCAGGCCUGAACGCUCAGUGGUUCGGCCCAGCAGCCACCGAGGUCAUGUUUCAGAUGCGGGCCGUGGAGGAGGAGCACGGCCUGGGGAACCAGGUGGGCCUGGGCAGCCAGAGGGAGGAGUACGCCAAGCUGAAGGAGCAGGACCCAAAGUACGGAGCCUACAGGAAAACGUUUGGCCGUUACCACGGCCUGUCCAACCUCUGCAACCUGAUCGGCUUCAUCUGCGUCACGACCAACCUGGUCUACACGGCUCUCAAACUGUCCACCAUCUAAAGGAGGGGGGGGGGAAUGACUGGGGCCUCGGGUCCGCAGACAUCCCUGCACUGCCUCCGCCUCGCAAAAAGUAUAAACGUUUUCCCGUUUUGUCACCGUUCGACCACAAACGUCAGCGUGGUUACUUGGGAUUUGAAUGUGAUAGGCCACCACAAAGUAGUGCAUAGUUUUGAAGUGGAAGUUUCAUGUAGAGCACGGAGUACAACUGGAAGACGGUGCUCCGGUUAGAUUAAACCAAAUUUGAACUUCUAGCCUACAUGCAAAACACCAUGCGUCAGAAAACUAAGACUGCACAUCACCCACAACACACCAUCCCCGUAGUGAAACAAGGUGGUGGUAGCAUCAUGCUGUGGGGGUGUGUUUCUAAUUAAAAACCAUGUAUCCUCUUUCUAUUGUACUCUGUUCACAAUCAUGCACUACGUUGUGUUGACCUAUCACAGGGGUCACCACGCCUGUUCAAAAAAAAAAUAUAUAUAUAUAGCACAACCUUCCAGUGAGCUGCAUUUAAAAUGCUAUUUUAUUCAGUUGCUCUUCCUUUGUAAUCAUACUUGUAUUGUACUUGUAUGUAGAUUUAAAGAUGACAUAUAAAAACAUUUAUAUUGCGUUAAGAGAUGGUCAGAAUGAACACUUGAAUGUAGACUCACUUAUGCUGUAGGUAGUCAAGAAUAGGAAAGGUGUUUUUGUGAUCAGAGCAAACACGGGACGGGAGAGCUAAUGACACUAUGCUGACCUAAGCAGUAUUUAUUAAACAAACAUGCCGUCGAUGCCUACUUAACUGACUUUUUUAGUUUGGAAAAUUAGGUCCAUUCUUAUUUGUAUUUUAACAGUCACUAAAAGGCCUUUGAAUGUAUAACUGCAUGCAGCCUGUGUGUUGUUGGAACGGGCUAGUUUAUCUUUGUAGUUGUGUUGUGUCCACAGCAGAUGGCGAUACUUACCCACAAUGUUCCACCCCUUUUCUGCAUUUCAAUUCUGCUAUUGUUGCAUCUGACUGGAAUCAACACUGUGAAUAUAGCAAUAAACAGAAGGUUUCUCUAUUCUUUCCCUUUGGAGUUGCAGAAUCUGUUAAACGGA
This is a messenger RNA of Fundulus heteroclitus (mummichog), 1784 nucleotides long. RefSeq names its product transmembrane protein 205-like. The coding region runs from base 147 to 713 and encodes 188 amino acids. The record is from RefSeq and is a predicted model, not a curated record. The transcript has 4 exons. NCBI's taxonomy places the organism in Eukaryota, Metazoa, Chordata, Actinopteri, Cyprinodontiformes, Fundulidae.